Camellia sinensis is the source of this 1939-nucleotide messenger RNA. RefSeq lists its product as uncharacterized. The record is from RefSeq and is a predicted model, not a curated record. NCBI's taxonomy places the organism in Eukaryota, Viridiplantae, Streptophyta, Magnoliopsida, Ericales, Theaceae.
CGUAGCUGACCUCCUAGACUCCAACAAGGGAGCUAGAGACGAUUACUUCAUUGUCUCGGGCAAUUGGGAGUUUCAGCCAAACGACAACCUCCAUCGUUAUCCCUUAAGCCGCACUGUUUUGGGGGAAGGAGCUGGUAAGGGCCACCCUUCAUAAGUUUCUUUUUAUCUUCUUGCAUAAAGUUUUCAAUAUUUUCUGUACUAAUGUCUGUGCUAUUUUUAUCUUUUGCAGUUCUUCCUCAACCUCCGAAGAAUUUUCACCAAUCCUUCUAUCCCAACAAGGAUUUGAAAAAACUUCUGAACUUGCCAAUUCACAAACGAAAGGCGCCUCUGCUCCUCAACUUUAUUCCAACAUACAGGUCCGCUUUGUCCGACGUCCCUAGGAGGAAGAAAAAAAGCCUUUCUCCACCAUCUGCCACAACGCCACAGACCGCAUCCACAUCUCGGACAGACCAGGGGUCAACCUCUGAUCCAGCCGAGCAAUUGUCAACUUCAGCUCCAUACUUGGUUCCAAUAUCACAACGUCGCCGCCGACGCCGAACAGUCUCUACUGCUGAGAUGGGUCGCCCAAAACCAGUUGCAAAAGACCUUCUGGCCUGCAUUCCAUCAUCUGUUAACGAUCAACCAACACAAACCCAACCUCCAUCGAAGCCAAAAAGAAUAAAGAAGACUCAACCAAAGGCUAAGGUAUCUCAGGUUGAGUCUGAAGACACCUUGCCUAUCUCAAAGUUAGCUGAGAGUGACAAACCUCAACCCUCGGCUGGGAAGAGGCGCUCUGAAACCCAACCAUCAGAAUCCCCAAAAUCCAAAAAGCCGAAGUCAUCCUCCGCUACAACUUCGGGGUCUAAGAAGCCUGCUGCCCCCUGGGCCCCCAAAAUUACUUUAGAGGAUAAGCCAGUCAUAGCAAAUGAUAGUGCCGAAGAUAUUAAUAUCGGCGUUGCGCUCAGCACUGCUCUGCUGUUACCAGGUGAUCUGGAGCGAAACGCCGAGUUGAGCGAAUACAAAAACUAUGCAUUGAUGCUUCAACGCUCUGUUCAAGCCAUUCAGCAUGCCCACUCUUUUUCUGUUCAGUCUUUCGAAAAUCGGCAGAAGCUGGUUGAUAUGAAGAGGGAGUUCUCUUCUCUUCAAAAAACCAACAAAGGUCUUCAAUCAAAAACAAAAAAAAUAGAGGACCAAGCCGAGGCUGCAAUCAAAGCUCAGACCAAUGCCGAAGAGAGGGCUGAGGCUGCUGAGGCUAUCAGGAAAGUGGCUAAGUCUCAGAAGAGAGAAGCCGAGGAAAAAAUGGUCCAAGUCGAAAAGGAGCUUCAGGAGGCACUGGCCAUCAAAGAAGCCGAAACAAAAGAUGCUGACGAGAAGGCGUAUGCCCAAGGCAUGACCGACGUCAUAGAUGCCUACGAACAACAGGUGAAGGAGGCAUGCAACAAGGGUUUCACCCUUGGUUAGAUGUCCCUUCUAAAGAAACUUAAUGUCCUAGAGGACUCACCACUGAGGAAAGCCGAUACCAUUCUUCUUCCAUUCCCUCCAGCUCAACCUCCAAGUCAAGAUGUCGGCGAAUCUGAGUCUGAGGAUGGUGAUGAGGAAGAGGAUGAGGCUUUGGUAAGAAAAUCCAAAGAUGCUGAUGGGGCCAAGUCCCCUCUUCAGAAUAAGCAAGUCCUAGACUUGACUUAGGAUGAAGAAGGCGAUAAGGUUAACAAAGACGCUGCUUAUGUGAAGUAAUCAGCCGAUGCCAUUCUUGCUGAUAAGAACCUUGAUGACACUCUUGCAGAAAUUGACGCCGAGGUCGCAGCGGAUAAGGCUACUGAGAUGUCUUCUCAACAAACAUCUAAUCUUCAAAUUCAACCAACUGGUGGAAAGGAGUCUUAGCUUCAUGUUUUUCUUUUGCUUACUUGUAUUUUGUUUCUUCUUUAUCUUUUGAAACAAUGUAAGCUUUUUGUAUAGCCGA